Messenger RNA from Gadus chalcogrammus (walleye pollock), 1794 nucleotides. RefSeq names its product Yip1 domain family, member 3 (gene yipf3). Gene Ontology annotation, cellular component: Golgi apparatus. The coding region runs from base 179 to 1210 and encodes 343 amino acids. The record is from RefSeq and is a predicted model, not a curated record. NCBI's taxonomy places the organism in Eukaryota, Metazoa, Chordata, Actinopteri, Gadiformes, Gadidae. The transcript has 9 exons.
AUGUGACGUCAGCACGUUGUUGUUUUGACGCAGGCGUUUCACCAUCCGGACUUUACGAAAUUCUGAGGUUUAUUUUGUUGUAAUAAACGCGUGUUAACGCUGAACGACCGUUAAACGGUGCGGACCGAACUAGUUGUUCCUCCCAGUGACCGUCCACGGACCCUCCAGCUCCCAGAAGAUGUCUGCUGGGGCCAAAGACACGAACACGGAACCGUGGGGCGGCUUCGACGACCCCCCUGUGCAGGGUAGUGGCUCGGCCGUCAUCGACAUGGAGAACAUGGACGAUACGUCGGGCUCCAGCUUCGAGGACAUGGGCGAGAUGAACCAACGCAUGACGGAGGAGGAGGAGGAGGGGCCGGGGGGGGCGCCGGGGGAAGAGCCCGGAGACGACGGCGAGUUCCUGGGCAUGAAGGGCAUCAAGGGGCAGCUGGGGCGGCAGGUGGCCGACGAGGUGUGGCAGGCGGGGAAGCGCGAGGCGUCCAAGGCCUUCAACCUGUACGCCAACAUCGACAUCCUGCGGCCGUACUUCGAUGUGGAGCCGGUGCAGGUCCGCAGCAGGCUGAUUGAGUCCAUGGUUCCUGUGAGGACCAUCGCCUUCCCCCAGAAGGUGGCGGGGGAGCUGUACGGGCCCAUGAUGCUGGUCUUCACCCUGGUGGCCAUCCUGCUGCACGGCAUGAAGACCUCCCAGACCAUCAUCAGGGAGGGCACUCUGAUGGGGACGGCCAUCGGGACGUGCUUCGGCUACUGGCUGGGCGUGUCCUCCUUCAUCUACUUCCUGGCCUACCUGGUCAACUCCCAGAUCACCAUGCUGCAGACCCUCUCCUUGCUGGGUUACGGGCUGUUUGGGCACUGCGUGGUCCUCUUCAUCACCUACAACAUCCACUUCCACUUCCUGUUCUACGGCCUAUGGCUGCUGGUGGGCGGGCUCUCUACCCUACGCAUGGUGGCGGUAUUGCUGUCCCGGACCGUGGGCCAGACCCCUCGGCUUGUCAUCUGUGGCUCCCUGGCUGCCCUCCACAUGCUCUUCCUGCUCUACCUGCACUUCACCUACCACAAGAUGGUGGAAGGGAUCCUGGACACCCUGGAGGGGGUCAACGCCCCGCCCAUCCAGCGGGUGGCCCGAGACGUGCCUGCGCUGGCCCCCGCCGCCAUCAGCGUCACCCUCAACACCACCCUCCAGACCCUGGGGGCGCUGCUGCAGAGCCACUGAACACCUGACCUGUCUGACACCCCCCCUGUCUGACACCACCGACCACAGGCUGCGGAGGGGAACAUGUAUAUAUUUCAACACAUCGGUCAGGGCAGACCUACGUCUCCACCUCCUCCUCCCCCCCAAGUGUGGGGUUCGGCUAAAUGAACUGUACACGAGAUGGUAUUUGUACACAUUGUUAGUAUAUUAGUGUGUUUGUAAGGGGUAUACGUUGAUAUCAUGGUGCUCCAGAGGUUGUUGUGAGCGCUGCUGUGAGAUGAAGACCAGCUGAGGCUGGACCACGAAGACGGGGUCUCCCGGUGAAGGAUGAAGGGGUUUCCACGGCUACGGCUCCCCUGUCCUGCCCAUUGAUGAGGUGAUGGUGUUGAGGAGCUGGGGUUAUGGGUCAGGUAUUUAACGGAUGAUUCCAGUCUGAUCUUCUGAAUCUAAAUCCUUUAUGACUUUCUUUUGAAUGUCCUUCAUUCUGCUUGCUGUUGUUUUAGUUAUUUUCAUUAUUUUGGUUCAUAUUCGUUACAUUUGUAUUUAUAGGGUUAUUGUCCAGGGAGACGCCUGAAAUAAACUUUUCCGUCGUAGUGUGAGUCUUU